AGGUGUCAGGUUUCAGUGUCGGUUGCUCGCUUUCUGGAGUUGAUCCGGAAAAAGGGACGAUUUCUUAUGUGACGUUUGAAUUUAAUAUACAUAGUAACGUAACGGAAGCGUCCUAAAGAAAAAGCAUUUCACCCUUCACUCUCUUUCCUAGUGCAGUCAUGGCACCUAAAUAUGAUGGGUUGUCCCACUGUAAACUGGCCCUGGUGUUUGCUGUGCUCAUGGACCUGCUGGGUGUGAUAUCCCUGCUGCUGGGGGUCUUUGCCCCUCUUGAGAUCCAAGGCCGAGACUUUGGGGAUCUGCUGGUGUACUCAGGAGCCCUGCUGGUGCUGUUCUCCCUGGCAGGCUGGGUCAUGUGGUACAGUGGCAACAUUGAGGGUCUGACCUCCAAAAAGGAGCUGGGAAAAACUUUUGGAGCUAUGGAUCGUCUCGCCCGCUCCCUGAGCCGCAGGAUACGCAUCCCCAGGACUCACAGCAGCCCCACAUAGGAAGAGGAGUCCAAAGAUACAGACUGACUGACUGUUACAUGAAGGGCUGUCCUGAACCAGGCAGCUGGCCAAACUGCCUGAGGCAAAGGAGUGUCAUUGCUGGUUGUCAUCACUGAAUUAACAAACACAUGGUUCACAUGGGAAUAAAGUUCUCACUGUGAUUUAUCUUUUCGAAAAAUAAAACUAGGAGAAUUUGUAUCCUCUCUACUUAAGAAGUUGUAUGUGGACUACAAUCAGGUUUGUAAUGUAAAAAGCAUUAUCAUAUCCCAACAUAUGAAUAUUAAAAAGAUUUAUCUGCUGUAUU
Plectropomus leopardus (leopard coralgrouper) is the source of this 789-nucleotide messenger RNA. NCBI's taxonomy places the organism in Eukaryota, Metazoa, Chordata, Actinopteri, Perciformes, Serranidae. The record is from RefSeq and is a predicted model, not a curated record.